Messenger RNA from Pyricularia grisea, 1107 nucleotides. RefSeq lists its product as uncharacterized. The transcript has 2 exons. Lineage: Eukaryota; Fungi; Ascomycota; Sordariomycetes; Magnaporthales; Pyriculariaceae. Bases 1 to 1107 code for a protein of 368 amino acids. The record is from RefSeq and is a predicted model, not a curated record.
AUGAAGAUCUUUGCAAGAGUCAUUGUCCCCGCGCUGGCGAGCACUGCGUGCCUCGUGGAAGGAAUGGAGACCAAGAAGAGGAAUGAUAUCUCAGUGGUAAGCGGGCCACUUCAUGUGGUCCCCGUUGCCAGAAACGCCGCUGCGGCAUCACCAACGACGCCAGCGGCUCAACCUUCGGGCGUGAGCUCGAGCGACGAAUCAGAAGACUGUGAUUCUAGCGCAAGCGCGAUGAGCAACGAAGUCUCAACGGCGACCAACGACAAGAUGUCAUCAGGCGAGGAGGGACCCAAGCCAAUGAUGAGUGGAGAGGGAGGCAAGUCAUCAAAAUGUGGCUCAAAGGGAUCCAAAUCAGGCAAGGGCACAGAGGGUCAAGCCGCAAAACAGGGGAGUGGUGACACUGUCAUCAUCAUCAUCGGCGGCAAUAAUGGCGGCGGAAAUAAUGGUGGCGGCAACGCAGCCUCAACACCUGCCGCUACCCCCACCAAGGGGGGCAAGGAACCUGCCGCCCCGACCGGCGGUGGUGUCCAGAUCCUCCCAUCCCAGGCUGCCGGUGGUGGCGGCAAGACGAACGGCACCUCUCCAUCGAAGGGCGAUGAUGGCAAGAAGAAGGGCAAUGGAGGUAUGAUGGGCGACAAUGGCAAGAAAAACGCAACGGAACCGAUGAAGGGGGGCGGUGACACGGGUGGUGACAUGAAGGGCAACAAGGGCAACGGCACGUCAAUACUUAAACCUCCGAAGUCUGGCGGCAGCGGCAAGGGGGGAGGCAACAACAGCACCUCUGGCACCAUGCCCUCCUCUGGUAGCGGAACUGGUGGUAGCGGAACUGGUGGUAGCGGAACUGGUGGUAGUGGAACUGGUGGUGGCGGAACUGGUGGUGGCAGAACAGGUGGCAGUGGAUCUGGUAGCGGAAAUGGUGGCAGUGGAACUGGUGGCCUCACCGGCGCGGCUCCGGUCGGCUCCAACUCGACAACGGGAUCACCCACUAGUUCUGGCCUUCCGACAGCCAAUUCUGCUAAUGGCAGGCUCCAACUGUUUGGGUUUGGAUAUGAAACCGCGUCGUACGUGGUGGCUAUUGUUUCUGCGGUAGCUUUUGCGACUUGUCUAUAG